GUUCCUCAGUAAGCACGUGACAUUCGACAAACUGAUUCCGCUGUCUGCAAGUGCUGCUAGACACUGGUUUUGUGUAUUUUGCGUUUCAGUUUUUCGUUAACUUUAGUUUGCGCCCUUUGGUUGGCUUGCGAUAUUCUUAUUUUCUUGAUUUCACACGAUAAUGACAACGCCAUUUGAAAAACCACAAAUCAUAUCACACAUUCAGAAAAGUUUGAAUUACACCGUAUUUGACAGCAAAUGGAUCCCUUGCAGUGCAAAGUUUGUAUGUUUGGGAAACUUCGCCAGAGGAACCGGAGUGAUGCAGAUUUACGAAGUUCAACAUGGAGAAGUUCAGCUUGUAAAGGAGAUUGAAAAGGCGAGGCCUAUAAAAUGUGGGACAUUUGGUGCCACUUCUCUGCAACAAAGGCACAUAGCUACUGGAGACUUUGACGGGAACCUCAGUGUUUGGAAUCUUGAGGUUCCAGAUGUUCCUGUUUACUCGGUAAAGGCACACAAGGAGAUUGUGAACAGUAUUGAUGGUGUAGGAGGUUUGGGGAUCGGUGAUGGCGCCCCUGAAAUCGUCACUGGAAGCAGGGAUGGGACGGUAAAGGUGUGGGAUUCCAGGCAGAAAGACACACCUGUUGCAAAUAUGGAACCAGUAGAGGGGGAAACUAAGAGAGACUGCUGGACAGUGGCAUUUGGCCAUGCUUUCAAUGACCAGGAUCGAUGUGUCUGUGCUGGAUAUGACAAUGGGGACAUCAAGCUCUUCGACCUCAGAAACAUGUCUCUACGAUGGGAAAAGAACAUCCAGAAUGGGGUAUGCUGUGUUGAGUUUGACAGAAAAGACAUCAACAUGAACAAAUUGGUGGCAACAUCACUUGAGGGGAAAUUUCACGUCUUUGACCUGAGGACCCAGCACCCCACCAAAGGUUUCGCUUCAGUUUCUGAAAAGGCCCACAAGUCUACAGUUUGGCAGGUGAGGCAUUUGCCACAGAACAGGGAUAUCUUCAUGACCGCUGGCGGAGCAGGAAAUCUGCAGUUGUGGAAAUAUGAGUACCCAGCUCAGAGGAGCAAGAAGGACAGUGAUGAGCUGGAGAUGGGUGUGGCUGGGGCCGUCACCCUCCUGCAGAACGUGACCCUGUCCUCCCAGCCAAUCGGCAGUCUGGACUGGAGCCCGGACAAGCAAGGCCUGUGUGUGUGCUCUGCCUUCGACCAGACCGUGCGCGUGCUCAUCGUGACCAAACUCAGCCGGCUGUGAGUGGGGCCACAAUCACACUGAGAAGGUGUAUGUGUGUGUAUGUGUGUGUAUGUGUGUGUAUGUGUGUAUAUGUGUAUGUGUAUGUGUGUAUGUGUAUGUGUGUGUGUGUGUGUGUGUGUGUGUGUGUGUGUGUGUGUGUGUGUGUGUGUGUGUGAACAAUGCAGCACACACUGUAAAAAAUGGCUGUCUUAACAAGCGUUUUCAAUCUUAUGACUUAACUUUCUUUUUUUUUUUCUCCAAAGUAUAAAAUAUUAGCUUGUUUUAAGUUACUGUUUGCUUGACAAGUGAAAUUUUCUCACAAUUGCCUUUCUUACCUCAUUGGCAGUUUUUGUUGUCUUCUUUAGUAAAAAAUUAAUAGAACUAAGAUUUUAAGUCUAAAUAUAAGACAAGAUACUCAAGACUUAUUUGGACAUCCAGUGCUUUGUUUAAUAAACAAAAAAGAUUGUCAGAUUAAAUAUUAUUUUUUAAAGUAUUUUUUAAAGUAAAGUCCAAUAAAUGCUUCAAGGAAAACAUGAUCAGAGCAAACGAGCCGUUCGGAACCUCAUGCGUCCAUUUGGGCAAGAGCUGCUCUAGGUAAAAACACAAAAUCAACUAGUUUUCAUCAGUAACAUGCAGCAGGUAAUCCUACUUAAAUAUAUCUGUAACAAAUGGAAUGCAAAACUGUAUCCCUAUAAUCUUUUCUCUUGUAUGUAUGUGUCUAUUCCUAAGUGCAUGGGUUUUAUUCAUGAUAAAAAUAACCUUUCUAAAUA
Messenger RNA from Conger conger (European conger), 1986 nucleotides. RefSeq names its product dynein axonemal assembly factor 10 (gene dnaaf10). The record is from RefSeq and is a predicted model, not a curated record. Bases 161 to 1237 code for a protein of 358 amino acids. Gene Ontology annotation, molecular function: ubiquitin binding. The transcript has 8 exons. Lineage: Eukaryota; Metazoa; Chordata; Actinopteri; Anguilliformes; Congridae.